Messenger RNA from Ictalurus furcatus (blue catfish), 1968 nucleotides. It is a transcript of the gene pex11g, whose product is annotated as peroxisomal biogenesis factor 11 gamma. Gene Ontology annotation, cellular component: peroxisomal membrane. The record is from RefSeq and is a predicted model, not a curated record. The transcript is spliced from 5 exons. The coding region runs from base 606 to 1262 and encodes 218 amino acids. Gene Ontology annotation, biological process: peroxisome fission. Lineage: Eukaryota; Metazoa; Chordata; Actinopteri; Siluriformes; Ictaluridae.
AUUUGUCGCUAGGCACUUUUUUUGGAAAAAAAAAAAUAGUCGCUAAGUUGGCAACACUGGUCUGCACUGACAGCUAGAUAAAAGGCAGGCUAAGCUCCGCCUCUCCCCAGCAAAAAGAAAAUACAGAGGGAGAGGGAACGUGGGGUUUUUCAUUUAUGCACAUUCUAUUUGAAAAGCAAACCGAGUACCCAAAUGAUGCCCUGUCUGUGUUUUUUUUUUCUUGAAAACAAUUUGCUUCCCCCUUCCAAUCUCUCUGCGCCCCCCUAAUUGAAAACCACUGAAUUAAAGGUUAAAUAAAUCUCCAUUGCUGCGAGUAGUCCAGGGGGUGCACUGGUCUCAUUUUCUAUACCGUGUUAAACAUCUGAGUAUCAGUCAAUAUCCAAAACCGAUAUGUUAUUAAUAACUGUAUUUCUGGGAAAGUCACAGGUGUGAUGCUGACAUGCAAUAAAAUUUGUGUCCUCUGUUCUCAUGUAGGGUGGCACGGAGGUGCAGUGGUUAACGUUGCUUCUCACAGCUUCAGGGUUUGAAACUGAGCUCGGGUUAUUGUCUCCCCCGUCCUUGUGGAUUUCCUCUCGGUUCUUCAAUUUCCUCCCAUUCCAUAAAACAUGCUAAUAAGGACACUUUGCUAUGGAUCACAGCUGGUUGGUGGCAUCAUUUCAAGAAAAACAGCCAACUCCUCACAGCUCGGCAAGAGUCUCCUGCUCUUCUCAGCUCAGCUCAGUCACUGCCGGACAGUGCUGCGCUUGUUCGAUGACCUUUCUAUGGCUGCUUACUCACGGAGCUACGGUCUAGGAUCCACGGAGGAGGACAAGGUGCAGCGGUGCAUGUCGGUGCUGAUUAACGUUGCAGAUCAGCUGUAUUAUCCGUGUGAACAUGUAGCCUGGGCAGCUGAUGCACAGCUCAUUAAAGUCAAGUCUGACAAAUGGUGGACACUGAGCACCAUUCUGUGGGGUGUGUCUUUACUUCUGGGCACUCUCAGAUCGCUCAGAAUAAUCCGGAAAUUAAGGAAGAAGGUGCAGAAAUGCAGAGAAGCAGGACAAGGGGAUAGCAGGGAAAAAACUGCUACCACCACUGCUGAGAUUCAAAAGCAGAUUUGGGGAGAGUUUCUUAAUAUUCUUAGCAGCCUGGCAGAUCUGAGCAACGCUAUUCAUUGGAUGCCACCUGGAUUUCUUUGGGCCGGUCGCUUCCCUGAUUGGCUGGUGGGACUAAUGGGGACCGCCUCCUCCCUGCUUGGCAUGCUGCACAUGAGUUCCAGCGAUUAAAGUGCCAGUGUCUGACAUGAUGAACUGUUGGGACCUGAAUGAAUGUCUUUUUUUAUUUUUAUUUUUUUCAUAGAAGCUACAUAUUUCCAUUCAGAUUCUUGUUAGGGUUUACAUGGAGAUGAACGCUUCACAAUGAUUUCACAUAACACUAUAACAGGUACAUGACCUGUUCUUACAUAAUGUAUACAGUAUAUAAUUAUGUAAUUAUAUAAUUAAGAGACAGAUUGUACAGUAAAGGAAAUAUAGCCCUUUAGGUAAAGGAUGUACACUGAACAAAUUGAUCAGCUACAAUUAAAAACAAACAAAACAAAACAAAAAAAUCUAUUUAUAUGUAAAUAAAAUUGAAAUAAUUGAGUACUUCUGUAUUUUCUUAUGGCUUUAUUAAUUUCCUUUCACAAAUAAUUGUGUAUUUAUUUCGAUAUUUAUUUAUUUGUUUGUUUGUUUAUCACUGAUUGCUCAAUUAGAUUGCUUUUCAUAUUUAUUUAUUCAGAUUGGCUUCGCUGUCUUGCUAUAGCUGAAUGUGACCUUAACUGUACAGAAAACUGAACAAAUACAACAACAACAAAAAAAGUAAAUAAGUCAAUUUAAAAAAUACAUUUAGGGAUUAAUAUAUAAAUACAGAACAUUUAAGUGAAAAUUAAUACCGAAAUAACAUCUCAAUGAGAAGAUAAAUACAGAAGGGAUUUGAGGAAACGCGUGACUACCG